UGAAUGAGCUUACGCAUGAUGCGUACGUGAGAAAGAUGAGCCAAGCAAUCCAGCAUCAGCAGAGCUGGCUUCUCUUCCUUUAUAAAAUCCCCCACGAAGGCCUGGUGCGUAUUAUCACCUUUUGAUUAUUAUAGACUCCUUUAGUCUCUUCUUUUCCAUCUUCCUCGAGUCACAGAUAUGAAAACCCGAACUGUUUCUGUUCUUCCAUUACUUAUACUCUUCAGCUUCUAUUUCAGAUCCUCACAUUCCAAAGGAAUGAAACUGCCCCGCAAUUGCAUCCGCCAGUGCGGUGACAUCGACAUCACUUACCCAUUUGGAAUCGAAGAAGGUUGUUAUCUAGAAGGUUACAAGGUCACCUGCAAUGAUAAAGACGGUCCACCAGUCCUGACCCUCGACCAGGUCCAGCUCCCAAUUAAGAAAAUCGAGCUUCCAGAAAAAGUAAUCCUACUUAUUAAAGGACGGAUGGCGGUAGACAAGCAGAUCACGGCCAGAAAUGGUAGUCAGCUGAUACCUGGUGAUUCUUCUACUAACACGUCCAAUGCAAAUUGCAUUCAGCUGCAAUUGCCAUUCACGGUGUCGGGUCGGUGGACUAAGUUCGUGGCCUUGGGCUGCGACACCAAGGCCUACGUCAACACCACCAACUUCGUGAGUGGUUGCGAGUAUCAGUGGACGCUUGGUAAGGCAGGGGAUACAGUGCAUGGCGGGCUCGGCCACUGCCGUAGCAUGAUACCUGAUGGACAUACCCGGUUCUGCUACAACGUUACGAAUUUCUUCAACUACAUUAAUUCCAGUUGCGUGACUAGGUAUAGCUUUGCGGGGUUGGUGGAAGAUGAGUACCAUUUCAACGAGUCGUUACUAAUGAAUUUCGCUAGCCAUGUGAAUUCUACAGAUCAGUUGGGCCUUCCGUUGGCUGCUAUCUGGGCCAUGGAAGACCUAAGUGGAAGCAAGUGCGGUUCCAAUACCGUCUGGAAUAUCUCAAGGAGGGGUUCCGGCUAUGUCUGCUACUGUAAAGAUGGUGGUGACGGGAAUCCGUAUCUCGACGGGAAGGGAGGAUGUCGACAUGAAGAUAAAGACCCGGGAUUAAUAUACGCUUUAGCUGGUUUAGGACUGGCGGUGAGCCUUCUAGGAGCAUCGUGGUCAUAUGGCUCUUUCCUUGAAAAGAAGCUCGCUGUAAUCAGGCAUGAGACCUUCAUCCAAAAUGGAGGUCCUAUCUUGCAAAACUUCAUCAAUCAAGCUAGUAAUGCUGCUCCUGUUCUCCCAACUGGAGCAGAGUCGGGGUUAUCACAAGCUGCUAGUACUGGUCUUGCUCCUCCCACCACUGGAACAGAGUCGGCGUUGUCGACCCAAGCUCUCCCUCCUCCCACUGGAUCAGAGUCGGCGUUGGUCAAUGCUGCUCCGAGUGAUCAAAAUCCCCAAAUCUUCAAUCAAGAAAACCUCGAGAAAGCAAUCAAACUCCUCAAGAAGGGCUCCGACCUUGUUAUGAGGAUACGUCAAGGUAGAAGGUCUACAGGUAGGCUUCCUGAUGAUAGGAAGAUUGAUAUGAGGCCAUUCAAGAUGGAGGAAAAGGAGGAGCGCCAACCGUUCCUGAAGGAGAUAAUGACUCUUUGCCGUGUCAAACAUUUGAACGUAGUGAAGCUCUUGGGCUGUUGCUUGGAGACCAAACCUGAUCAGUGGUUAGUCUAUGAGUACGUCUCUGACCUCACUCUCUACGACUAUCUCCAUGCGAAUGCAGAUCCCGAAACUCAAUUGCGGUGGAAAGACCUCUUGAAGAUUGCCAAAGGAACGGCAAGGGCACUUGCCGAUUUGCAUGCAAUCAGUGUCUGGCAUAGGGAUGUGAGGUCAUCAAACAUACUCUUGGAUGAAAAUGGCAACCCCAAAGUAGUCGAAUUUGGAGUGGCGAGGGUGUUGUCGAGCGUGUCGUAUGUAAAUCAGACGAUUGGGUAUCUGGAUCCUGAGUAUACUCACACAAAGCAGCUGACGGAGAAGAGUGAUGUGUAUAGCUUUGGCGUUGUACUAGUCGAGCUCUUAACGGGGCAGGACCCCAACUCAGACGAGAGCAAGAAAAAGGGUGGUAGCCUUACUAUGCAUUUCAUUUCCGAGAUGAAUCAGAAUCGUCUAGAGUUCGUUGUCCAGGAUGGUCUCCCGGAAGAAGCAGGGAUGGAUCAGUUGCAAGAACUUGCGAAGCUUGCAGAGGAUUGCCUCAAGUUCAGUGGGAAGGAAAGGCCGGCCAUGAACGAGGUGAUGGGAAGGUUGUGUUUGAUUGGAGAUGGAGAUGAGCAAGGGGCAGACGGGGCGCCUGAACAAGGUGGUGAGGGGGAAGAAGAGAACGGUGAGGAUGGCAAUGGGCCGGAUCCGGGCGAAAUAUAUUCGAAAGUGCAAGAAACAGUAGGUGGUGAAGGAUCAUCGAUGACCGUGGACACCUUCACGCAAUUCUUGGGGUGAGGGUGAUUAUCAAGGAUGAAUUCUCUCCCAAGAAGAAGAAGGGAGAGAUGGUGAGAAGUGUUUUAAAUAAUCUGUGUGGGUGAGAGAUGAAGAGGUUUUUCUUUUACUUUUUCUUUCUUUCGAAUGUCUAUGAUUAAAGUUGUGUGUUCUGGUUUGAUGCCAAAAGAAGAAGUGUAGAUUUUGAAAUAACUCUAUUUUCUAUCUGAAUAUGUAAGGUUUUUUCUCCACAAUACCGGUGACAUUAUGAUUUA
Molecule: messenger RNA, 2693 nt
Organism: Magnolia sinica
Lineage: Eukaryota; Viridiplantae; Streptophyta; Magnoliopsida; Magnoliales; Magnoliaceae
Product: wall-associated receptor kinase 3-like
Exons: 3
Coding region: 178-2442 (754 amino acids)
Biological process (GO): protein phosphorylation; cell surface receptor signaling pathway
Cellular component (GO): plasma membrane
Molecular function (GO): protein tyrosine kinase activity; polysaccharide binding; ATP binding
Source: RefSeq, a predicted model, not a curated record